Molecule: messenger RNA, 1190 nt
Organism: Drosophila suzukii
Lineage: Eukaryota; Metazoa; Arthropoda; Insecta; Diptera; Drosophilidae
Source: RefSeq, a predicted model, not a curated record
AAAAAGAAACCCUUGAAUAAGACUUCGAUUCUGAAAUUAAUUUGGUACAAGUUGGUUAUGUAAAUUUUUUGUGUUAAGUGUAGUUUUAUGUCAACACCGGACUGGACCUAUUGGCUAGACGGAUUCUGCACACUGGACACUCAAACACUGGUGGCGAAAUGUGCACCGGCAAGGAAUAUCUGGAACUGGUCAGCCUAUUCGUGCAGGCCAAGCCCCCAAAACCCCGGGAGCUGAGGCCCUGCAACCAGCAUGAGCUGCUCCUCCAACUCCUCUGCCGUCGCAGGGAGCUCACCAAGAACCAACUCGCGGAUCUACUCUGGAACGUGACCAAUGGGCCAAAGAAGAAGAACUUAAGGAGAAGGCAGUGCGGUGGAAUGGACGGCCAGCAGUCGGAGCCCACCGAUAUCGAAGUAGUGUUCGGGUGCAGGGAGAAGACGCCACCAUCCUCCAUUUCGCAGCGAGGCUGGGGAAGAUCACGCAUCGAGUGGCUGCACAAGCUGGAGGCUCAGCAGAUGCAAUACUACCAGGCCUGGCAGGAGACCCCUAAAGUCCAGGCAUGUUGCACACCUGGUGGCAAAAAGAACAAGGAAUGCAAGGCACCCAGAAAAUUGGACAAGGAAGGCAAAGACAGGAACAGGAACAGGAGGAAGCUGCCGGGCUGUUGGGCCCUGCUGCCAUUCAGCUGUGGCUGGGACCUCGCACACGAUUCCAGCUGCCAGGACGUGCCCCACCGCAAGCCGAGAUGAGAUGAGUUCGUGAUUUGCCUUUUGGGCCGCCCAGACAAGGGGCACUAUCAACUUUUUCGACCAGCCUGCACUUUGAAUCCGAUUUCCCAAGCACCGGGACCGCAAUUAAAUUCGUCUGCAGACACAACUCUCGACAAGUGCCGGUUGCUAGAUGCCAAAGUUGCAUUCUGCGGCUGAAGAGUGGCUUCGCCAAGAGGAGGACUCUGAUUCGAUUCCCUUAGCCCAGUCACGGCCUAAUUUGAUGAAUUCGUCAAGUGCCAACUCGAGGACCAAGUUUUGGGCGCCAAUUGAAAUCGGCGAGAUUCUCGAAGUUCGCCUUUAGUUCAAAAAGGCGCUGAGUGCAUCAACUUUAAACAGCGGUUUACUACAGUAAAGAGGGAUUUUCUUUUUAUAGGGGAAUGACCUUAGAUUUCGAACGUUAAAUUAAAUCGAUUGGCAAACCGA